Mizuhopecten yessoensis (Yesso scallop) is the source of this 5859-nucleotide messenger RNA. RefSeq lists its product as uncharacterized. Bases 121 to 1896 code for a protein of 591 amino acids. The record is from RefSeq and is a predicted model, not a curated record. NCBI's taxonomy places the organism in Eukaryota, Metazoa, Mollusca, Bivalvia, Pectinida, Pectinidae. The transcript has 7 exons.
CACACCUGAACCUUGCUCGUUAUCUCACCUGACCAUUCCUCAUUGUGUCACUAACAGCUAGCGGAGCUUCACAACAGUCUGGACCAGGUGGAUGCUAUAUUAUCCACCUUUGAGAAGGACAUGUAUUCCACUAACACUCGUAACCUUGACGACACCUUUAAUAACAAUAUGGCUGACAAUUUUCUGGCCAAUAACCUGUAUAGUGCUACAGUAGAGAACUACAGACAGCUGAAAAAAGCUGCUGAAAAUGUGCGACAUGUAACAUCAUCAACAUUAAACAUUCUUAACUCCACAAAGGAGACAAUUGACUCUGAAAAAGAAGACGAUGGUUGCCUAGCAACAAGUACUCCUCGCCAAGAGGGGGAAAGUCGAGGUUCUAAUUCAAAUAUGGUCGCAUCAAACAGCAAUUCCAAACUUCAGGAAAUUUCAGGUCAACCUCUGGUACACCAGAACAAGUGGUACAACUCAUCAUCGUAUCCAGUGGAGUCCUACAGUGCUUACAUCUAUCCAAAAACCUCGGUCAAAGCUUCAUCAGCUCGUGAAACAGACACUUUAAAUGUGAGGAAUGAUGGAAGUGUUUCCAGGACAGAGAACAUGUCGUUGCAGUCAGAACUUGUUCUUCCAUCGUCUUCAAUAGUUGAUAACAAACCAUGUGAUUCUCAAGUCAAAGAGCUUCCAGUGACGGUGGAUACAUUCAAGAGUUUAUCUGAGUCAGAUAUUAAACAGGAAGUGGAACCACCACAGGAAGUAGAACCACCACAGGAAGUAGAACCACCACAGGACGUGGAAGUACAACAGAAAGUGGAACCGAAGCAGAAAUUAUCACAAUCACCAACACGUCAGAAAGUUAAAGUGGUAACGGUUGUUAAUACUGGACCAAAAAAACUGGUGACUUCACAGUUUAACAGGGACUUUUUUGUGAACACGACGCCGACAAUGCCACGUAAACACUGGGAGGUAAAUACGUCCUACAAGUCUACGACCCCACCGGUCAACCGCGACAAAUCCUUAGAAGAGACGCAGGAACAGAUCUACAUGACAGCUGGUAGGGUUUACGACCUUGAAGAGACAGUAGGUGACCUUCAAACCAAAGUAGAGGACGUUGAGAAGCAGGAAUGCGAGGAAUUGGCUCUGUUAGAGGACGCUGUGGCCAAGACCGUGGCUGAUGUCCAUUGUACAGAACAGGAUGUGUCCUCCAUUGAAUCUUCAGUGAGCCAGAUUAAAUUACGCGCUCUUCCUACCACCAUAAUCGGUCAAACGAGUGAAGCAGAACUUCCAGAAAGUCGGACAGAGCUAAACGAGGAUUCUGGAAUCAAGGAGCUUCCGUCAGUUAAUCGACUGAAGGCCAUGUUCAGUGAUCCAGGAGAUGAAUCGUCGAUUAAAAGGGGUGUUGCUACUGACGCGGUACACAGUAUUACUGCCAGGACCGUGCCAAAAGAGAAGUUAGAGAGAUUUCGUAAGAAGUCGUCGACUGAUUUUGAUGAGUCAGCAGAGGAUCAGCAUGAGAAGAAAAGUCACCUAACCGUAAACCUGGCUCCCACUCCAAAGAUCACAAUUCAUGAUGAAGCCACACAAAUUUUUCCAGAAACAAAAGGUGGCACCUUCCCAGCCUCAGUAGCCAAGCAGACACCAAUCAAAACAACUGUUACAUCUCAGGUCAAAGUUCAACCAAAGACACAAUCUCCUGUAGCCCAUCAGAAAAAGAUGGCGCCAUUUGCCCCAACUAGCCAAUCAAGUGAUGCCAUUGUUACAACAUCUAGUGAGAAAAAAACAACACCGAAAAUAAGAUCAGGAUGUAUCGCUGCCAGGGCAAACUUCUGGGAAAAAAAGAUCCAGGAUCCGCAGGACGUUUUGGAAGAGGAAUUCCCGGACAUGGUUGUCAACGUCCAGGAGUAGAACAACAUAAAAUCAAGAUAAACCUGUUUCCUCCAAGUGCUUUAACGCUGUCUCCUGAUUGGCUCCAAUUUCAUCACAUGACCAAUAUUCUGUCUCCCGAGUCGGUCUCUCUCCUCGUCUCCACAUUGACAAACAAUAUAAGCAAUUUGUCUGGUUACAGCCCUGACGAUGCCCUCCGAACAACCAACCACUGCAUGAUACAAAUAUCUGUGAGGACAUUUGCUGGUGGAUGAUAAUGUAUGAAUGUUUUUUGUUGAGAAAUAGAGAACUCGGCCCAGCUGAUGAAGGUCUGAAUAGCUAAAUAUAAAUCUUUAACAAAAACAAUCACAGAAUGUGAGAAAUAUCUGAAAUAUACAAAUAUUUCCUUUGUUUCCGGUAGUAAAUUUUUUAAUUUGAAUCUCCAUAGAAAUAAAUUUAGUGUUGAAUUUCAAUAUUUUUUACAAGAUACUUUUUUGUGUGCGUCAUCAUUAAGCCAACCAGCCUUGAACAUCGGGGCCCUGAUUACAACCAUUAUGAUUAUGAUGCCAAAUAUCUCGAUAUCACGGCUCUCCUCAUCAAUUAACACAAAAUAUUUUUCCUGUGAAAUAGUUGUAACUAAAUGCAAAAGUGAUUUUGUAUUGGCUGUGGUUGUGAGUGAGGUCAGUGUAACACAAUGAUGUAUUGGAUGUGAAAGUUUAACUAUUAUCCUUUAGUCGUCGAUAAUAGCAGACAAUGAAAAAGGGUUAUAACAAAACUUUACUUUAUACACAAACAAUGUACCUGUUAGAUAUGUUGCAACGUUUCAAGACCGACUUGCCCCUUUGUCAAGCUAAAACUGAGUGAGCGAACAGUAUUGUUUACCUGUAUAACAAUGUGACGACAUUGCAUAUUUCUCAUGUUGCUCAACCUGGGACAUUUCCCCUAUCGAUAGAGAUCGUAUAUACAGUGUAUGUUAUAGGUUACUAGUAGGGUGGAGAUCUAGCCCCCUCUCCUGCUAUUCCAUGUACAGUGUGUUUAUACGCUCUUUGUCGAUACAGCUACCGCUUAUAAACGACUUCCCUCUGUAUAGUGGUACAUAUAUAGACCAACCCCUUAUAAACGACUUCCCUCUGACCUCUGUAUAGUGGUACACCCUCUAUAGACCCAACCCCUUAUAAACGACUUCCCUCUGUAUAGUGGUACAUUUAUAGACCUACCCAGUCUAAACGACUUCCCUCUGUGUAGUGGUACAACAUCUAUAGGCCUACCCUGUAUAAACGACUUCCCUCUCUAUAGUGGUACACCAUCUAUAGACCAACCCCUUAUAAACGACUUCCCUCUGUAUAGUGGUACAUCUAUAUACCAACCCAGUAUAAACGACUUCCCUAUGUAUAGUGGUACAACAUCUAUAGACCUACCCUGUAUAAAAGACUUCCCUCUGUAUAGUGGUACACCAUCUAUAGACCAACCCCUUAUAAACGACUUCCCUCUGUAUAGUGGUACAACAUCUAUAGACCUACCCUGUAUAAACGACUUCCCUCUGUAUAGUGGUACAACAUCUAUAGGUCUACCCUGUAUAAACGACCUAGAGGUGUAUACAGACCAGUAGGUUGUUAGAACUCAUAUUUGUAAAAUUUUACAUUAUUUUAUUGUAAGUUUAAUUAAAAUACAUUAUACUGCCAUCAGACUACUUUAUACUCCAUAUUUAUACUUUUAUACCCGUCAGAAGUACUGCCUAUUAUUCCAGUUAUUUUCUAUUAGUUAAUACACAUGUCCUUGUAUAGAACUGUAUGUUCAAUGAUAUAAGAUACUAUCAACCAAGGUGAUAUUUUCAUCAGUAGUUCAUCUUCUAGUGCAAGUAUCUUUAUCUCACCUGCUUGUAGCAUGGACCUGAAUAGAAGAGUUAUCUCCCCAUGAUUAGUAAAGGGAGGUAACUUUGUUAUCACAUUUUUACAAUUUGUUAUCCUAUCUGCAUGGUGAAUAUAUAUUUUUUAAUAAGACAUACACUCUUUGAGAUUUGUAGAUAAUAUACUUCAACUUGAUUUCACAAAUUGGAAGAUUAUGACAUCUUAGAUGACCCGAUAUAUUUUAAUGUGGAAAUCAAGUGUGCUGACCAUUUUGCAACUUGACCAUCUAAUAAUAUAUAAUAAAGACAGGAUAAAUAUUAUAUAUAUUUCGACUGUAAUGGAUCUGGAGCAGGUGAUGCAUGAUUUGUACCAGUAGUAGAUAGAUAUGGCGCGUACAGGGAAGAUAUGGCCUUACAGACCAGAUAUGGUGUAUACAGGUCAGGGAAGGUAUGUCGACAGUAGAUGUGACAUGUACUGGGUAGAUAUGACCUUACAGACCAGAUAUGGUGUAUACAGGUCAGGGAAGGUAUGUCAACAGUAGAUGUGACAUGUACGGGAUAGAUAUGGCCUUACAGACCAGAUAUGGUGUAUACAGGCCAGGGAAGGUAUGUCGACAGUAGAUGUGACAUGUACUGGGUAGAUAUGGCCUUACAGACCAGAUAUGGUGUAUACAGGUCAGGGAAGGUAUGUCGACAGUAGAUGUGACAUGUACGGGGUAGAUAUGACCUUACAGACCAGAUAUGGUGUAUACAGGUCAGGGAAGGUAUGUCAACAGUAGAUGUGACAUGUACGGGAUAGAUAUGGCCUUACAGACCAGAUAUGGUGUAUACAGGCCAGGGAAGGUAUGUCGACAGUAGAUGUGACAUGUACUGGGUAGAUAUGGCCUUACAGACCAGAUAUGGUGUAUACAGGUCAGGGAAGGUAUGUCGACAGUAGAUGUGACAUGUACGGGAUAGAUAUGACCUUACAGACCAGAUAUGGUGUAUACAGGUCAGGGAAGGUAUGUCAACAGUAGAUAUAACAUGUACAGGGUAGAUAUGACCUUACAGACCAGAUAUGGCGUAUACAGGGCAUGGUAGGUAUGUCGACAGGGUAGAUAUGUAAUGGGCCUACAUAUUACUAUGUGUAUGGUAGAUGGUAAUACCUUAUACAGUGUCGUACAUGAUACACAAUAUAUUACUAUGUGUAUGGUAGAGGAUAAUACCUUAUACAGUGUCAUACAUGAUACACAAUAUAUUACUAUGUGUAUGGUAGAGGGUAAUACCUUAUACAGUGUCAUACAUGAUACACAAUAUAUUACUAUGUGUAUGGUAGAGGGUAAUACCUUAUACAGUGUCAUACAUGAUACACAAUAUAUUACUAUGUGUAUGGUAGAGGAUAAUACCUUAUACAGUGUCGUACAUGGCAACUACAAUGUAUUUCGUGAAUUAUACAAAUAUGUUUUGUAGACUUAAAUUGUAACAGCUGUUUUGUAGAAAGAAAUUCGGAAAGAAAAACAAGUCUCGUUAAGUGUAUAUCUUACUAUGAUAACAUAUUGUACCUGGGUUGUCCUCAGAAUUCCUACGUAUUGGGUAUAAAGUUAGAUAUUUUAUAAUAUUAUUUACUCCGUCUACUAAUCUCACUACAGAAAUGUUGAACAUGUUUUAAAUAAUACAAAACAUGUCAGCAAUUUUUAAAUUACAUAAAUGAUAAAAUUUAUUUCCAUGUAUUCAUUCAUUUAAUAACUGUAAAUGUACAUGUGUAAUACAUAUAUAUGUUUUGUCUUAUCGAUGAUUGAUGGAGGAAAGGUUGUUUGUAUAUCAUAACUUUUUAUGUAAAUAUUUAUCUGUUUAUACUCAUCACCAUUUGUGUAUAAAAGUCAUUAAUAAACAAACAUAUAUAGAUAAAUUUAAAUUAUCUGAUAUUAAUAAAACAAUACCGUACAAUAUUAUUUAUGUGCAAUACAGCUGCCAAGGGGAAAAACAGACAAUUAUAAUAAAAUUGUGAAACGUUCUUCCUUGUUUGUAUUUUUUUUUUGGAUUAAAAUAUCAACUAUUUGUAUGACAUACGGAAACACAAACAAUUUUACGAAGGCCAAAAUUCUCACUCAAGAGGUUACCUCCCCUUACAUACACUGUCGUCAACCCUGUAUUCAGAAGUCAAUAAAGAUGUCUCUUAC